This is a messenger RNA of Penicillium soppii, 3252 nucleotides long. RefSeq names its product cation-translocating P-type ATPase. Gene Ontology annotation, biological process: intracellular potassium ion homeostasis; intracellular sodium ion homeostasis; potassium ion import across plasma membrane. The transcript is spliced from 10 exons. Gene Ontology annotation, cellular component: membrane. NCBI's taxonomy places the organism in Eukaryota, Fungi, Ascomycota, Eurotiomycetes, Eurotiales, Aspergillaceae. Gene Ontology annotation, molecular function: ATP hydrolysis activity; P-type sodium:potassium-exchanging transporter activity; ATP binding. Bases 1 to 3252 code for a protein of 1083 amino acids. The record is from RefSeq and is a predicted model, not a curated record.
AUGCCACCCUUGAGAACGGCGUUGCGUUGGAAAACUGGAGACGAGGAAAAAGGCGAUGCGAUUACCGUAUUGGGUCGAGUGUCGGAAGAGACAAGCAAAAAGCCCGAGAAAAUUAUUUCGAGUGCGAGACGGAGAUCGAUUGACCCCGCAUCUGCCAUUCCAAUAGAACAUAGGAGUUUGUCAUUUGAGAUCGAAGACAGCGCCGAACGAAAGCGGCGCGGCAAACUUAGUGAGAAAAGAGAGAAGGCAGUCGAAGAGUGGGAAAAUGCUGAAUGGCAUACCCUCCCCACGGAGGAGGUUCAAAAGCGACUCGGUGUCGAUGCGUCCGCCGGGUUGUCGUCCAACAAGGCUGAAGAAAGGCUCCGAAAAUAUGGAAGAAACAAAAUCUCUCCCUUACCAAAUCCGUGGUUCUGGAAAAUAUUUGGCUACUUCUUCAAGGGAUUCGGAUCUAUUUUACUUGUUGGCGGAAUACUGGUCUUCAUCUCUUGGAAGCCACUAGGAGAACCACCAGCUGUGGCCAAUCUUGCUCUUGGAAUCGUGCUCAUUGCGGUUUUUGUUAUUCAAGCUGCUUUCAAUGGUUGGCAAGACUGGUCUUCUUCGAGGGUAAUGGCAUCGAUCACAGCUAUGUUGCCCGAGUCGUGUAUCCUUCUGCGUGACGCUCGUCGCGUUGAAGUUUCUGCCACCGAUAUUGUGCCCGGAGACGCCGUCUUUAUCAAAGCAGGAAGUAAAAUUCCUGCUGAUCUGAGGUUCAUUGAGGUUUCGCAUGACUUCAGCUUGGACAGAUCUAUUGUGACUGGUGAAUCAAACCCCGUCAAGGGAAGUCCUGAGUCAACCUCGGAUAACUAUCUCGAAACGAGAUGUAUUGGACUGCAGGGAACUCACUGCAUUUCUGGAAACGCGACUGGUCUGGUGGUCGCGACGGGCGACUCGACGGUGUUUGGACGGAUUGCCAAGUUGGCAGGAGAGCCAGCGACUGGUCUGACAACCAUUGAAAAAGAGGUCUUGAGAUUUGUGAUGUUGAUUUUCAUCAUCAUGGUCACUUGGAUUGUCAUCCUUGCGGCCGUUUGGGGCGGAUGGCUUCACAAGGCGCAUCCAGACUAUAUCAACGUCGCAGCGCUGAUCGUCGACUGUGUCAGUGUAGCGAUUGCGUAUAUCCCGGAGGGUUUGCCCAUUGCAGUUACAGCCAGUUUGACAAUAACUGCGAAUUUGAUGAAGAAAAACAAAGUUCUCUGCAAGUCUCUCAAGACAGUGGAAACUCUUGGGUCGGUGUCUGUUAUUUGCACCGAUAAAACAGGAACUCUCACCAUGAACCGUAUGUCAGUCACGGAUCACUCGAGUUAUACAAGCGCGUUCAACGUCGCCCAGACAGACGAACAGACAACAGAAAGCACGAAAGGAUCUGUCAUGCCACAGAUUCGAGCAAUUGCUGCUAUUUGCAACGCGGCAGAGUUUGACAUCGCGUCGGCAAAUUUGCCACUUAUCGACAGGAGUAUAUUCGGAGAUGCCACCGAUCAAGCGAUACUGAGGUUUUCAGAAGGAUUGGGACCAAUUUCUGAGGUCCGCCGGGACUGGAAGAUAUGCUUUGAUCUGGCUUUCGACAGCAAGAAUAAGUUCAUGAUCAAGGCAUUCACAGCUGUGGAUCUGGAGAGUCCCAAAAGAUGGCUUUCUAAAACAGAGACCACGAGCUUUGAUAUGCAAAAUGUUCUUUUGACUGUCAAAGGCGCCCCAGAUAUCUUAAUUGAUAGAUGUACAGAUAUUGUUGGCCCUGAUGGUGAACCAAAGCCUUUCACUGAGGUAACAUGCGCGGCGGUCAAACAACUGAAAGAUCAAUGGUCGUCGGAUGGCAAGCGAGUCAUUCUCCUAGCCAGGAAGGUGAUUUCAAAACCAGUCACUAUAGCUGAUCCUCAAUCUACAGAGUACGAAGUCCAGAUGCUGCGAGAAGCAAAAUGUGGUUUGACACUUGUUGGUCUGAUCGGCAUGAUUGAUCCACCAAGAUCUGAGAUUCCAGACGUUAUGCGCACUCUACGUCGCGCCCACAUCCGGGUAUUUAUGGUCACUGGUGAUUUUGGACUUACUGCUUUGGCAAUCGCUCGCCAAUGCGGCAUCGUCACGACUGAGUCAAUUCACGAUGCAUCAUCACUCAAGCGAUUCCCAAGUCUAAACGAAAAGCAAGAAGAUCCAACCAACUCCGCACUGGCUGUCAGUGGAACUGAUCUCAUGAGUCUCAAUGAGCACCAAUGGGAACAGCUGUGUCAAUACCCUGAAAUAGUCUUUUCCCGCACAACACCAAACCAGAAGAUGCGAAUCGUCCGGGAGUUGCAAGCAAGAGAACAGAUUGUCGCCAUGACCGGUGAUGGUGUCAAUGAUGCUCCGGCUUUGAAAGCUGCAGAUAUUGGAAUUAGUCUCGCCAGCGGCUCUGACAUUGCCAUUGAAGCGGCUGAUAUGGUUCUGCUUGAUUCCUUUGCGGCGAUUGUUGAAGCCGUUCGGUAUGGCCGGGUAGUGUUUGACAACCUGAAGAAGACAAUUGCGUAUCUACUUCCAGCGGGCUCAUUCUCGGAAUUUUGGCCGGUUUUCACCAAUCUCAUUUUUGGUAUCCCUCAAAUUUUGUCUUCAUUUCUGAUGAUUAUCAUUUGCUGUUUCACCGAUUGUGCUGCAGCUGUGGCCCUAGCAUAUGAAACACCAGAAGCAGAUGUUCUCCUUCGCCCGCCCCGUCACCCUACCAAGACUCGGUUGGUUGAUUGGAAGUUAAUGUUUCACUCCUAUGCCUUCAUUGGACUUAUCGAAACCAUUUGCUCUUUUUCCAUGGCCUUUUGGUAUCUCGAGCGAAACGGAAUUCCAUUCUCAGACCUGUGGUUUAAAUUUGGUGAACUCCCUCCAGGCGUGGACGAGGAUUACUACUCUGCCCGUGUAAACGAAGCUAGUUCCAUCUACUUUAUCAACCUUGUUAUUAUGCAAUGGUUCAAUUUGAUGGCGGUGCGUACCCGUCAUCAUUCUAUUUUCCAGCACCCGCCCGCAUUCAAUAAAUUGACUCAAAAUCUCUACCUCUUCCCGGCUAUGGCGUUUGCUCUUGGAAUCGCGGUGAUCUGGCUUUAUAUCCCCAGCUUGCAGGUUGUUCUCAGUACAUCUGGAAUCCCCGCAGAACAUUAUUUCCUUCCGGCAGCUCUUGGUGUCGGGCUUCUGUGUCUGGACGAAGGAAGGAAGGCAGCCGCUCGACGUUGGCCCAAUGGGGCUUUGGCCAAAUUGGCUUGGUAA